GCAAUUACCCUUUUCAACGGAAUCGCAUCUGUUCACACUUACGUCAUCUUUCUUCACGCCAGGCUCAAAAUUCGUGGCCGCGAAACCUCCUCAACGGACCACCGGCGCGACUCUUCUACACCAUGCGAAAAGCUUCAUGGCAAGAGCUAGACGGAUUUCUGAUGUUCUCGGCGAUUCCAUUCACGAAAGCGGUGAAAUGCAUUACCAAUACCAGCAGAAGGUCCUUCGCUUCAAAGCCAAAUGGAGAAGAAGAAGAAAGUUGUCAUUCGGGAAUCUUCCAUGUUUCUGGCUUUAGCGGCGAAGGCCCAUAAAGAGUGGUAAUUUGGUCCCAUAAUGGCAGUCUGGAAAAGAAAUGAACAUACUAGACCAACAUGGCCUCAGCUGCAGUUAACCAUCUGAUUGAUAUAAUAACGUCUGCUCUUCAGAAUGAAGCAUCAUUUUUGGGAAGCAUCCAUGAUGAAUUAAACAAUCUCAGGAGUGAACUACAAAGCAUGAAAUCUUUUUUAGAGGAUGCUGAGAGAAAGCAACUGAACUCUGAAGGAGAGAAGACAUGGGUGGCAAAUGUGAGGGACACAGCUUACCAAGUUGAAGACAUCAUUGAUGAAUUCGUGUAUUACAUACAUCAGCAACGCUGUGGCGGCCGUUUCUCUCGGUUCCUUCAUCAAAUGAUUCGAACUCCUAAAAAACUUGAUGUGCAGAAGAUCAAUAACAUCAUCAAAGUCAUUCCAGAGUGGAGGCAGAGAUAUAUUGUUAAUAAUGUUGAAGGCGUGAAUUCCAAAGAUCUUGCUCAGAAAUGGGCAUCAUACCACAGGGAUUCAUCACUUUUCAUCAAAGAAGAUGAUAUUGUAGGGAUCAAAGAUGAAAGUCGAUUGUUGGAGGAAUCACUAAUGGAUGGAGAAUUGCAGCAAACUCUUAUUUCAGUGGUUGGAAUGGGGGGAUCGGGAAAGACAACACUGGUUGCCAAGAUGUAUAAUAAUGAAACAGUGAAGUCCCAUUUUGACUGCUACGCGUGGAUUACCAUUUCUCAAACAUAUAUAAGAGAUGAAUUAUUUAGAAGCUUGAUCAAAGAGUUCCACCAGUCAAGGAAGGAACAGCAGCCUCCUGACUUGAGUAGCAAAGACUAUGUAGAGCUUGUAAAUAUUCUUAGAAGCUACUUAGAUUUGAAGAAAUACCUAGUUGUCUUGGAUGAUGUGUGGGAUACAAAUCUAUGGGAGGUAAUAAAGGUAGCACUUCCAGAUAAUCAGCUUGGAAGUCGGAUCAUGCUUACAACAAGAAAAGAAGAUGUAGGUUCUUUUUCUUCUGGUGUUAUAAGCUAUAUUUUCCAUAUUAAACCACUGAAGGGGAGUGAGGCCUGGCAUCUCUUUUGCAAGAAAGCAUUCUCAAGUUAUCCUGAUAAAUCUUGUCCAAGAGAGCUUGAACUUUUGGCAUCAGAACUGUUGGGAAAAUGUAAAGGCCUACCUCUUGCAGUUGUGGCUUUGGGCGGUCUCAUGUCUUCCAAAAAGUCAAUAACAGAGUGGAGGAGUGUUUAUGAUAACUUGAACUGGCAGCUAAACAAUAAUCAGAUGCUGGAAGUAGUCAAGAGCAUUUUGUUGCUUAGUUUCAAUGAUUUGCCAUACCCACUUAAGCAUUGCUUCUUAUAUUGUUGCCUUUUCCCAGAAGACUAUAUAAUUCGACGUAAAAGGCUUAUUAGACUAUGGAUAGCUGAAGGAUUUAUUCAAGGAGUUAAUAGGAUUACCCCAGCAGAAGUAGCUGAGAGCUAUCUAAUGGAACUUAUUUAUCGGAGCAUGCUUCAAGUUGUAUUGAGAAAUCAAUCUGGAAGGCCAAAAGCAUGCAAGAUGCAUGAUGUUUUGCGGGAGCUUGCUCUGUCAAUAUCAGAGAGGGAAAAUUUCUGCACUGUUUAUGAUGUACGAGUAGUGACUGGGGCAAGUAAAGCGCGCCGCUUGUCUAUCCUUACCGCUGAUGGGGACUCUGAAUCAUACAGAGGUAUGUCACAACUUCGUUCUUUGUUUGUGUUUGUGAAGCACAUUUGUUUCCAAAAUACACUGCUAUCCAAAUUCAAAUUGUUGAGGGUCUUGGAUUUGGAAGAUGCUAGGAUUGAGAAAUUGUCAGAUGGGCUAGAGACUCUAUUCAACUUAAGGUACUUGAACUUGAAAGGAACCCAAGUGGCAGAGCUUCCUCAAUGCAUCGGAAAACUUCGUAACCUUGAGACCUUGAACAUUAGAGACACACAAAUUAAGAAACUUCCAAAAGGAGUAGCUGAGUUGCAAAACUUACAAAAUCUAAUUAUGUAUCAUUAUAAUCGUGGGCCUGACCAUGAUUUUCGAUAUGUGAGAGGUACUCGAGCUCCAUUUAAAAUUAACAAGUUGAAGAAAUUGCAAGUCAUGUCUUUUGUUGAAACAGAAGGUGAUGUAAUAAGGCAACUUGGGAGCAUGAACCAAUUGACCAGAAUGGGCAUUUCAAAUUUGAGAGCUGUAGAUGAGAUGGUCUUGUGCUCUUCAAUCCAGAAUCUGAAACUACUACGCUAUUUGUUUCUUAUGGCAAGCGAUGAAGCAGAGUUCCUUCGAGUGGACGCAUUGAAAACACCCCCACCCCUGCUUCAAAAGCUGAUUUUGGUUGGGAAACUGGAAAGAGUACCGUGUUGGUUUAAAUCACUUGAGCACUUGACAUGUUUGUAUUUGCAUUGGUCUAGAUUAGAGGAAGAUAUUCUCCAUCACAUUGCAGAUCUACCUCAUUUGGGAAAUCUUGAUCUAGAUAAUGCCUUUGUUGGAGAAGAGCUACAUUUCUCUGGGGGCUUUCUUAAGCUUAGAAGUUUAUGGUUGUCUAAUUUCCCUCAGCUGAGAUUAAUAACUAUAGAGAAGGGGACAAUGCCAAAUAUCCAGCUAUUAUGUCUUGCCUCCUGCAAGACGUUAAAUGCACUGCCUCAAGGUAUUGAAUCUCUAGCCAUUCUCCAAACUCUAUUAUUGUCAUCAAGUUCUUCAAGACUUGUAGGCAGCAUAAAUGACAAGGAAAGCAAAGAUCAGCACAUCCCAAAUAUUGAGAUUUUGUAGUGUGGAGACUGAGAAAAGAAACCGGCCUCUUUUGCUCCAAAGAACAUCAUCUUCAGCUUGAAGGAGUAAUGAAGGAAUCUAUUUGCUGUUUUUCUUCUCAAAUAAAAUGUGUGUGAUGUCUGGACUGUAUAUUGGAUCAAGAAAGAAUUUGUGUACAAAUUGUAUUGCAUGUCAGAAUGAAUUUGUGUAUGCUUAAAAAAGCAUUGUAUGAUUAACAUGAAUAUUGUGUCAAUAAACUGUAGCACAUGUUGCGCUAGAUCUACAGUUCGUUGAUCUCGGGUGGUCAUGUGCCUGUUACUGAUUUGGAUGAAUGAGUGUAUUCAUAAUUUUAA
This is a messenger RNA of Hevea brasiliensis (rubber tree), 3379 nucleotides long. RefSeq names its product disease resistance protein RPM1. NCBI's taxonomy places the organism in Eukaryota, Viridiplantae, Streptophyta, Magnoliopsida, Malpighiales, Euphorbiaceae. Gene Ontology annotation, molecular function: ADP binding. Gene Ontology annotation, biological process: defense response to other organism. The record is from RefSeq and is a predicted model, not a curated record.